Macrosiphum euphorbiae (potato aphid) is the source of this 2277-nucleotide messenger RNA. The record is from the annotation of a GenBank genome assembly. NCBI's taxonomy places the organism in Eukaryota, Metazoa, Arthropoda, Insecta, Hemiptera, Aphididae.
AUGGAAAGUAAAAAGUUAUUCAACAUUUUCAAUAACAAAAAUAAAUCCACAACUACUUCUACAAGUUCUACAGUUUCUACAAAAAUAAAUGUUGAUCAAAAUAUAUCGGUUUCUAUCAUUAAUGCUACCAACACCAAUAUUGUCAACGGCGAUGAUGAAUCUAAUACCAAUAAUACCACAAGUGGAUAUUUAGAUCUUGGCGAUUUAAAUUCCGGACCUAUGAGGCCAAUUUUAAAAGUAUAUCCAAAAACUAAAUUUGGACAACAAAACAGAUCAUUUUCGAGUACCUACUAUAAAAAAUUUUCAUGGAUUGAGUACAGCAUUAAAAAUGAUGCCAUUUUUUGUUACGCUUGUCGAUUAUUUUCAAAUGACUCUGGCCAUGUUGAACAAACAUUUAUUAGUAUUGGAUUUAAUAAUUGGAAAAAAUUAAGUGGUUGUAGAGAUUCAAAGGUUAAUUGUACAAAACUUGAAUUGCAUAAUAGUUGUAUACAUCAUUUAACUGCAAUGUCUAAAUGGUCAUGUCACAAUUCAAUGAAAAAAAAUGGAUCCGUUCACAACAAAAUUGUUUCUGCAAGUAUGCAACAAAUAAAAGAAAACAGAACCUACAUGAUGCAGUUAAUUGAAAUAACAUUGUUUUUAAGAAAUUUUAAAGAAACUUGCAUUAUGGUUGCUAAAUUUGAUGAAAUAUUUGCAAAUCAUUUUCAUUCCAAAACCAACUAUACAAGUUGGUCUGUACAGAACACUAUUAUUGAUGUAUGUGCUAAGAAAAUGAAUGACUUUAUUUGCAAUGAAAUUAAAGAAUGUGGUGUAUUUAGUGUAAUGGUAGAUGAAGCAAGAUCUUUCAAUGAAGAGCAGCUUUCUUUUUGCAUAAGAUAUACUAAAAAUUUAGAUGUUGUUGAACGAUUUUUAACUUUUCUAAAUGUAUCAGAAAAACAAGACGCUGAUUCUUUGAGUACCAUUAUGUUCAAUUAUUUAGAUGCAAGUAACAUCGCUCAAAUACCAAUAGUCGCACAGUCAUACGACGGAGCUAGCGUGAUGUCUGGCCGAUUUAAUGGUGUGCAACAAAAAGUAAAGUUGAGACACCCAUGUGCCAUCUAUACUCACUGUAUGGCACACAGAGUAAAUUUAAUUGUAAUUAACAUGUGCAAGAUAGUUAAGGAAACCCGAUAUGUGUUAAAUUGUCUUGAAUCUAUAUAUAUUCAUUUUUCUAUGCCAACAAACAACUUCAAAUUUAAAGAAAUUCAAAAACAACUAGGUUUGAAAAAAAUAUCCAUAACAGCAAUAAGUGAUACACGUUGGAAUUGCAGAGUCAAAAAUUGUACUUCAGUUAAACAUAAUUUUAAAGCAAUAAUUGAAGCUUUAAAAGAAAAAAUUGAGAAUUCUAAUGAUCGAGAUGUUUCCCAGGCCUUAAGAAUUUUAUCUAUAAUGAAUACGGUUUCCUUUAUUUUUCACCUCAUUGUCUUGGAAGAUAUAUUACAAGUUAACAAUAUUCUUAGCACUCAGUUACAACAAAAAACAGCUACACUAGGCAAAGCUGGCCUAGUUAUUGAAGGUGUAAUAAAAACGUUUGAAGAGAAACGUUCAGAUAAGUGUUUUUUUGAAGUAUGGUCUACUGUUGAAAUGUUUGCUGAAACUCAUGGCAUUGAAACACCUAUAAAAGAUUGUACUGCUAAGAGAUUAAAAAGAGAACCAAAUCAUUUGAAGGAUUUCCAUUUAUCAUCAACCACAAGCACUGAACUAACUAAUGAAAAUGAAAAACACUGGCGAAUAAUUUAUUUCAAAUUAAUUGAUACUAUUGUUACAAACAUAAAAAAAAGAUUUUCCACUGAAAGCCUAAAAAUGGCAACAGCAGUUGAUAAUUUUAUGAAGUUAAAUUAUGAUGAUAGCACUUUUUUCAUUGAAAAUUAUAAAGAGUUGUUCAAUAUUGACCUUAAUGCUCUGAAAAGUGAAAUGAUGGUGAUAAAAAAUUGUGUCCUUCGAUCAAGCAUAGAAUCACAGAUUGAUUUUGAUAAAAUAAAAGAAAUGGUACAAUCUGAAAUUUAUCCAAAUUUAUACACUUUGUUGAAAGUGGCUCUUUCAAUUCCUGUUAGUUCAGCCACGUGUGAGCGUUCUUUCUCCACUAUGAGAAGAAUUAAAAAUUGGCUACGCACAUCGAUGGACCAGGAGCGAUUUUCUAGUUUGGCAAUAAUAAACAUUGAAAGAGAAGUAUCAAAUCAGCUUAAAGCUGAGGAUAUACUAAUUGAGUAUGCUAAGACCAAUAAAAGGUUACAAUUAUAA